AUGUCGAUGAGCAGAAUAGCAAAUCGAUUUCCAAGGACGGUGUUGACUCAGUUCCGCAACUCGCUGUUAUUUUGCCAACGUCGUGACCACAAAUGUGUUUCCGCUCUGUCCAAUCAAUUCCUGUCUCCCCAUGGCCCCCGGAAUACGGUUGUCCCUGGUCAGGUGUCACUGCUGCAUCAUUCAGCCCUAAAAUCAUCUUCCUUUCAAUGGUUUCGAUUCUCGUCAUCAGCAUCUCCACAGCCCAAUGAAAAGGAGACUGCUCAAUCUGGAAAUGAACAGGAAGAUAAGGCAGAGGGUGCUGCUGCUGUUGAUCGAACAGAAGCAUUUGUUUCUGAUGAAAAAAAUAAGUCAGAUUUGCAAAGUGACCUAACAAGAGAUGACCUGGUGAAACUUGUGGUGGAGAAGGAAGAACUUGUGAAGCUGAAAGAGGAAGAGCAUGAGAAAAUGAAGGACAAGAUUUUGAGGACUUACGCAGAGAUGGAGAACGUGAAGGAACGCACUAGACGUGAAGCAGAGAACACAAAGAAAUUCGCCAUUCAGAAUUUUGCAAAAAGCCUUUUGGACGUGGCAGAUAAUCUGGGUAGGGCUUCUGCUGCUGCAAGAGAGGGCUUUUCAAAGAUUGAUACAUCUAAUGAUGCUUCCGGGUCUGUUCCUCAACUUAAAACACUUCUUGAAGGUGUUGAAAUGACUGAAAAACAACUAACGGAGGUAUUCAAAAAGUUUGGAGUAGAGAAGUAUGAUCCGAUUAAUGAAGAAUUUGAUCCAAACAGACAUAAUGCUGUGUUUCAAGUUCCAGAUGCUUCAAAGCCAGUGGACCAUGUUGCAGUUGUGCUAAAGGCUGGAUACAUGCUGCAUGACCGAGUUAUACGGCCUGCAGAAGUUGGUGUGACGGUGGCAGUCGACAGCGAGUAA
Fraxinus pennsylvanica is the source of this 912-nucleotide messenger RNA. Lineage: Eukaryota; Viridiplantae; Streptophyta; Magnoliopsida; Lamiales; Oleaceae. The record is from the annotation of a GenBank genome assembly.